Molecule: messenger RNA, 1947 nt
Organism: Aspergillus caelatus
Lineage: Eukaryota; Fungi; Ascomycota; Eurotiomycetes; Eurotiales; Aspergillaceae
Product: MDR family MFS transporter
Exons: 4
Coding region: 95-1783 (562 amino acids)
Biological process (GO): transmembrane transport
Molecular function (GO): transmembrane transporter activity
Source: RefSeq, a predicted model, not a curated record
ACUCGCAAGUAUCCCUUUCGCUUGGUCUACAUAUGGUCAGGCUUUCCUCGAUACAAUCUGACAAUAAAACCUCAAUGUUGCACAAUUGCACAAGAUGACUGACGACGGAAUUGAGCUCUCGCCGACUAGGCAGCGCUCCCCUGAUAUUAUGAGGAUGGGAAAUCCUACACAAAGCUAUGAUAACAAUAUAGCUAUCCAACAAGCGGUGGGCAGCUCAGAAGAGCCUGAAGAACAGCGUGGAAAGGUUCAGGUAUUUGCCAUCAUGGUGGCUCUCUGCUUGUCCCUUUUCAUCGCCGCCUUAGAUCAAACGAUUGUUUCUACCUCUCUACCGACGAUUGCCUCGCGCUUACAUUCUGCAAGUGGCUAUACAUGGGUUGGCGGAGCAUAUCUCCUGGCCAGUGCGGCCGCGGCUCCCAUCUGGGCAAAACUAUCUGAUAUCUGGGGUCGCAAGCCCAUCCUUCUUGUUGCUGUUCUAUGGUUCCUGCUCAGCUCUAUUGUGUGCGCUGCCGCAGUGAACAUGAAGAUGUUGAUUGCCGGUCGAGCGCUACAAGGGAUAGCAGGUGGUGGUCUCUUGCAACUGGUCAUGAUUGUUGUGUCCGAUUUGUUCAGUGUCCGGUCCCGAAGUCUCUAUAUGGGAAUCCUGGAGUUCAUGUGGACUAUUUCCGGUGGCCUCGGACCAAUCCUCGGUGGUGUAUUUUCGGAAUAUCUCUCCUGGCGAUGGAACUUUUGGAUAAACCUGCCCAUCUGCGGACUGGCAUUCAUAUUGCUCUUCUUCUACUUAGACGUCCACAACCCGAAAACCAAGGUGACUGACGGUUUGAAAGCAAUCGAUUGGCUGGGUAGUCUGUCUAUCAUUGGGUUUACCCUGAUGGUCCUCCUAGGUCUUAAUUUUGGAGGGGAAGCAUUUGCCUGGAACUCGCCUCAGGUGAUUUGUCUGCUUGUGUUCGGGUCUCUUUUCUCAGUUAUAUUCUUCUACGGGGAGAAAUAUGUCGCCAAAUACCCUCUCAUGCCCCUCAAAAUUCUGAAACAUCGAUCAAACAUUGCCGUAUCACUCGUUACAUUAUUCCAUGGUGCGGUAUUCAUUGCUUGUGAAUAUUGGCUGCCACUUUAUUUCCAGUCCGCGAGGCAAGCAAGCCCGAUGCGCUCAGGACUGAUGGUCCUUCCCCUGGUUUUGGCCGAAGGGGUCUUCAGCGGAAUCUCUGGCUGGUUAAUCCAUCGGACAGGCAAAUAUGCAGAGCAAAUCUGGAUAGGCACUGUCCUUCUUACUCUCGGGACUGGCCUCUUCAUUCGGCUCAAUCCAACCUCCCGUUUGGUGGAACUAGUCAUCUUCCAGGUCAUUGGCGGCGCAGGAUCAGCGAUCUUAUUUGCACCCCCACUGAUUGCAUUGCAAGCAAUGGUCGCGCAAGAUGAUACAGCAAGUGCCACGGCAAUGUUGGGCUUCAUUCGCACUAUUGCCAUGUCGGUCUCGAUUGUAGUUGGCGGUGUGGUCUUUCAAAAUAGCAUGGCAGGAGAGAGAAGCCGGUUAAAAGCAGCAGGACUGAUGGAUGAGAUCGUAGAAGAACUGACUGGCGCUUCCGCCGCUGCCAGCACAGAGGUGAUUAAGACCCUCAAAGAUCCUUCCAAGGUUCGAACCGUCGCAGGUGCAUUUUCCUCCAGUUUACAAAACAUGUGGAUUAUGUACACCUGCAUGGCUGGUGUUGCUGUUCUUGCAAGCGUGUUCAUUGUGAAUCGACCCCUAAGUGAGGAGCAUACAGAAACGAGGACAGGUCUCAAGGAAGAGUAAACCGGGUGCGACAUGAACAUGUCGGAGGUUGCAACAAUACAGGAUUAUCAGGGUUGCAAACGGUCGCUUGAGAAAACGAUCUUAAGGGCAAUGCGCGGUUGAAGAUUGGGCUCAAAUGAAGGAGCCCAUUACUCUGUAUAUUACAUCUUUUUGCGCGAAUUCAU